Messenger RNA from Corticium candelabrum, 1200 nucleotides. RefSeq names its product ankyrin-3-like. NCBI's taxonomy places the organism in Eukaryota, Metazoa, Porifera, Homoscleromorpha, Homosclerophorida, Plakinidae. The record is from RefSeq and is a predicted model, not a curated record. The transcript has 5 exons. Gene Ontology annotation, molecular function: protein binding. The coding region runs from base 115 to 1200 and encodes 361 amino acids.
AAUCGCCACUACACAACAACACAUCACUUGGAAGCAGUCCAGUUACAUACAUACACACUUGUUGUUGUGUGUGUGCUCACUGUACUGUACACCUGUUCUACACAUUACAAGAAAAUGGCGGAAGGUGGGCCGUCUGCUUGUGAAACGGAUUCUAACGACGACAAUCAGAUCGGAACUCCAUCGGAGCGUCUUCUCGAACGAGGUCGCGCUGACGGAGCUUUCAUCAGGAAGGUACUGCAAGCACGUAACGCGAAAUCGACGCUCAACGACGUCAACUCGCAAGGAAGACCGACGAUGCACACCGUACUGCAAGUUCAUUGGAGUGACGAGAGAGCAACAAGACAAGAAGCUAUCGGAAUUUUGCUUGAUUAUGGCGCCGACGUAGAUGCUCGUGACGGUCGUGGGUGGACGGCGUUGCACGUUGCCGUCGCAGAAGAGGAAGUAACAAAAGAAGAGCUCCGUUUACUGGCAAGGAAAUCAAAAAAUAUCGACGCCAUAAACGAUGACGGACACACGCCGUUACAACUACUGUUGACUCUGUCGGAGACUACGAAUGAUGAUUUGUUGGUUGUUCUAUUGGAAGCUGGCGCUAAUCCGUACGUCAUUGCGGGCAAUCACCUUUCUCCUCUACAAACUCUUCUGGCAACGUCUAGCGACCCGAAAAGUCACUCGAGUCUUGUGAGGCGGCAUGCGAAACGAGAUUAUCAAAGCCACAUCGCAACACAUUUGAGGAAUUAUCUACGCUUUACAAUUACCAUUUGCUCAGGAGCUGCUCUGGAGGCUCUUCUCGACAUGUGUGAUCCUGUACAAGAGUGGCAGAGUUAUGAUAUCGAAUUUGUACUCGAGGCGGCCGCAGUCGACCAAGACUGCGAGAAGAAAGUCGAACUUCUCGUCAGGUACGGCCUACCGGUCGACGGCGUCAACUGUCGAGGAAUGAGUCUUCUUCAUCUCGGCGCUAUGGCAAGUUCUUUACGUAUCUUGGAACUGGCGACUCCUGGCUACCAAAUUUGUACUAACGUACACGAUUCGCUUCACAAUACUCCACUGCAUUACUUGAACGCAAACGAAAGGCUACAAGACUAUGAAACUAUCUCACACUGCGUCAAGUUUUUGAUAUCCCGCGAUGAGAACAUGAUGGAAAUGCUCAACUCUAAAGGAGACAGUCCGCUAUUUAGCGCGAGCCGCCGUACCGUCGCUUAA